Molecule: messenger RNA, 1049 nt
Organism: Hevea brasiliensis (rubber tree)
Lineage: Eukaryota; Viridiplantae; Streptophyta; Magnoliopsida; Malpighiales; Euphorbiaceae
Product: ras-related protein Rab7
Exons: 7
Coding region: 161-781 (206 amino acids)
Cellular component (GO): vacuolar membrane
Molecular function (GO): GTPase activity; GTP binding
Source: RefSeq, a predicted model, not a curated record
UGAUCAUCCAAAUGAUUUCGGUCGUUCAAUCGAAUCACUUCAUAUAUUUUUUAUUUUGAUUGAAAAAAAAGGGUACAUUAAAUAAUCUAAAGAAGUUACAAGAAGUAUAGUCUUCCUGUUUUUGUAACACAGAAUCCAAAUUUAGCUUUCGAAUCCAAUAAUGGCUUCUCGGAGACGGAUGCUUCUUAAAGUCAUUAUCCUCGGUGAUAGCGGGGUUGGGAAGACAUCUCUCAUGAAUCAGUAUGUGAAUCGCAAGUUCAGUAAUCAGUACAAAGCAACAAUUGGGGCUGAUUUCUUGACUAAAGAAGUUCAGUUUGAGGAUAGGCUUUUUACAUUGCAGAUAUGGGACACAGCUGGGCAGGAAAGAUUUCAAAGCCUUGGAGUGGCAUUUUACCGUGGGGCAGACUGUUGUGUUCUUGUCUAUGAUGUGAAUGUAAUGAAAUCAUUUGAAAACCUUAACAACUGGCGAGAGGAGUUUCUGAUUCAGGCCAGCCCUUCUGAUCCUGAAAACUUCCCAUUUGUUGUACUGGGGAACAAGAUAGAUGUCGAUGGUGGCAAUAGCCGUGUGGUAUCUGAGAAGAAAGCAAAGGCAUGGUGUGCCUCCAAGGGAGAUAUUCCUUAUUUCGAAACUUCUGCAAAGGAGGGUUUCAAUGUAGAAGCUGCUUUCCAGUGUAUUGCCAAGAAUGCUCUCAAAAAUGAACCAGAAGAAGAAAUUUACCUUCCGGAGACCAUUGAUGUGGCGGGUGGACGGCAACAAAGAUCAGCAGGCUGUGAAUGUUAAAAUAUUUCUCUUCAAUGGGGUUCUUUUAUUGGAAGUUGACAGUGGCAGGCCAAACAAUGUACUCUAUUUGCCGUGCAGCAACAAGCGAAGGAAGGCUGUUCAGUCUUCAUGUAUAUUACCACUUACCAGUGCCUAAAAGAAAGAAUUCAACAAUAUAUCUGUUUUAUCUCAUUUUCUCCAUAUGUUUGUUUUCAACUUGGUUUCUUCUCUGGAUUCUGAUGGUUUAUGUAUUGAGUUAUUGAUUUGAUAUCUGAUCUUUGGUAAUCUA